GCGUCGAACCACGAGGAGGAGGAGGCCGAGGAGAAGGAGAACACGCAGAAAGAGCUGAAGAGCACGAUGACUUUGCUCUACGACGCCCUGGACUCCGACAGGACCGGGGUCGUCGACAAGGGCGACCUGGACCUGUCCAAGGAUAACGUCAGGGACCUCAUCGAGAAGUGCGGCAUCGCGCCGCAGGAGGCGAGCGAGGUCUGUGACGCCGUCGCCGACGAGAAGGGCAGCAUUCCCAAGGACAAGUUCGUCAGCGGCAUGAUGCGCCUGAGGUCCGAUAUCGAGGGUAAAGAUAUGCUCAAGAUCGAGUGCGAGAUCGAGGCGUGCUCGAACAGGCUUCAGGAGGCGAUCAAGGACCAGGAGAGUCUGCUCAAGAUCCUCGAGGGUGUCGCCGCGAAGAGGGAGACGUAGACGGCGCCAUGAAGAGAAAGAGUCCUUAGGGAGAGGGGUCCCGAUUUUCUGAUUUAUUUCGCUGUUUAGGCCUCCGGGGCCUUCCCAGGACCUGAGACUUCAAAACGGCUCGUGACGAAAAGUGUUCCUGCGGAAGUCCAACGAGGCAGGACCCGUCUCCUGCAGGCCCCUUCUGUCAUUCCAAGCAGACGACCGUUGCCAGCGUCAGUAUCUGUCAUUGAGCCUCCUGUCGCCUAGGACACCAGCGGGUUGCGCACUGGUGCCCUCCAUCUGCACCUGCUGGCAGACUCCUUGCAGCAUGGUCCGCUUGUAGCUCCGCGCAGAGAUGCCAUCCUCAAGAGGGGGAAGGCCAAGAUUUCAAGAAGCAAGGUUCACGCCUCGUGAAUCUUGCGGUACCUGUAGCUGGUGGGCGGAUUUUCUCGCAGUGCGUCUUUGAGCAUGUUGUGCCACUGCCUGUUUGGGUAUGUCGCGGCACGUUGAUCCAAACAUGUUUUGUGUCGGCGCUAAGCUUUUAUUCUGAUGUUGGGCGGGGGACCCGAUUGCACGCGACCCGUGCAUGACCUCAUGUGGUUGCGCGAUUGACACACUCUGCUGCCCACGACAGGACCAAGCAGGGAGUCGAUGCCGUGGCUGAUGGUUCCGCUGCGCAAAAAAUUGCCGGUCUGCUCGAAUCGGGCAAAUGCAAGAGGCAAAGUUGCUGUGGCGAUCCAAGUUUGAUCGAAUAAAUUG
Molecule: messenger RNA, 1140 nt
Organism: Prorocentrum cordatum
Lineage: Eukaryota; Dinophyceae; Prorocentrales; Prorocentraceae
Source: the annotation of a GenBank genome assembly